UCCGGAGUAUGGACGAUAUCAACUCAAGUUAAAUUCCAAAAAAUGUUCCCUUCGUCGAUGUUUAAAUAAUUAGCAUAAAUAACCAUGUUUAUGUUGAAAACGAACACUGGAGAGAACAAUUGCUGUCACCCAUGUUAAAACACUGGACACGUUUAACAACUUUCUCAUUUAACAUGUGAUGAGUAAUGAAUGUGUAAUGUAUUUGCCGCCAGAAGACAGACGUUUCACCAAAAUGAAGCCAGAAAAUGGAUCUAUCUCAGCUCAAAGUCCAGUCAUUUCAAAAUCUUUUUAUCAGAAGCUAUGGGGAUUACUUGUAUCUACAAAAAUCUUUGUACAUACAGACAUCGAAAUAAUUCAAGAAGGAGAUAACAUAGGUUUUCUCGCAUAUACAGAUGGUGAAGGCAGAUCAAAAGUUAAGAUUAAUCUGCCGGUUAAUGCUCUGCUGGAAUAUUUAAUUAAAACAGAGAAUCGAACGGAAUUCAAGGCGUUUUUUGCUUAUGAUACGUCUGUUUCAAGAAAUAUAAUGAAAAUAGAGAUUCCAACCAAAAACCAGCUUCACAAUCUUCUAACAAAUCAUGUCAGACAAAUACAGAUAAUUUAAAUUAUGAAUUCUUAAAGAUGUAUGAUCAAUGGUCAGACUUUACACACAGAGGAGAUUAUUCUUUAAUCGAAGGUAACCCAGAAUAUGAGGGACCAUUUUAUCACGGAUUAAGUGUCGAAAUAAAGUCACAUAGUAAAAAGAAAUUUGUUUUUGAUGGACAUGCAGCAAUUCUUGAAUCUGUUACAUUUAUGUCAGACGCUCCAUUGCAGGAAAGAGAUACAUGUAUUCUUUUCAGCUGGAAAAAUGAUCUGUAUUCUCCAUCUGCUAUACGGAAAAUAUUAAUAGAGAACGAAACUGAUGGCGAUAGUUUUGACAUAAUAUUGCUUUCAGAAAGAGAAGGGCAAUUACGCAUUGAGAUUUUAUCAGAUGUUUUCAAUGAUACGGCAUUUCAAGUAGCUAAAAGUCUUCAAAAUUUGAAAGAUGGCCGCCAAAUUAGAAAACUGAAAGAUAUACUUAUACUUUUGGAUCCGGGUGAUCAGGGAAUACAAAUAACAAAUUUCAAUAAACCUAGCAAUACACAACAAAAGAGGAAAAAGAAAGAAAACAAUGAUAUUCGUACAAAGUACAAAAGCAAAGUUGAACAGCAAAGGACAAAGUCAAUAAAAAUCGGGAAUAUUGACGUACAGUAUUGUCUUAGCAAAAUCCAGGAUUGUGAUAGAACGUUACAAGAAAAAGCAACCAUUAAACAAAAAAAACUAAUUUUGAAAAAUUAUCAAAUAUCAGAUUUGAAUGUUACGUAUAACAAGUUUGAGAAACCUUUACCGGGAAAGGCUAAAACUAAGGUUCCAAGACACGAGAUAGUUCCGACUAAAAUGAAAAAUAGCAAAGUGAAAACACAAAUAAAGCGUACAGAAUGGAAAAUAUAUUUGAGAUCUGGAGAAGAUGAACUAAGAAAUUUAGUCUGUGAUUAUUUUGGAGACGAUAUGAUACUGUAACAAAAUUGGCGUCCAUCUAUUAAAGUUGUAUAGGAUUUUACGGAUUUUCGCGUAUGUCUCAUCAAGGGGAUAUAAGUAGCGCCUUUCAUGAAUUUAUAAGUCAACUGCGAUUGUCGGUUCCCUUUAAGGAAA
This is a messenger RNA of Mytilus californianus (California mussel), 1668 nucleotides long. RefSeq lists its product as uncharacterized. Lineage: Eukaryota; Metazoa; Mollusca; Bivalvia; Mytilida; Mytilidae. The record is from RefSeq and is a predicted model, not a curated record. The transcript has 9 exons. Bases 619 to 1536 code for a protein of 305 amino acids.